Messenger RNA from Acanthochromis polyacanthus (spiny chromis), 2395 nucleotides. It is a transcript of the gene tgm2a, whose product is annotated as transglutaminase 2, C polypeptide A. The transcript is spliced from 15 exons. The coding region runs from base 126 to 2216 and encodes 696 amino acids. Lineage: Eukaryota; Metazoa; Chordata; Actinopteri; Pomacentridae. Gene Ontology annotation, biological process: peptide cross-linking. Gene Ontology annotation, molecular function: protein-glutamine gamma-glutamyltransferase activity. The record is from RefSeq and is a predicted model, not a curated record.
GCCGAUCGGGUUUCACAUCCCACAAAUACACCCCGACCGGCUGCUCGGCUGCAGAUCUUCAUCCAAUAAGCACCAGGCUGCAGCUGAAGCGUCUCUGCACACAGAAGAAGAACUUCUCGGCAGACAUGAGUGGAGCGGUAGAAAUCGAGCGCUGCGAUCUGGACAUUAAGACCAACAGCAGGAACCAUCGCACCGAGCUGUUUGGAGGGGAGCGCUUGAUUGUUAGGAGGGGACAGCCCUUCAGCGUCAUUCUGCACCUGUCACCCGGCAGCAAAGCGCUCACACCGGGUGGAACCGGCUUCACGCUCAUUGUUGAAACCGGCCCGUUGCCCAGAAAAGAAUCAGACACGAAGGCUUCCUUCACCCUGACUGACUCCACAUCAGAGACCGAGUGGAGCGCCUCCACCACCAGUGAUCCGUCUGGAAAAAUAGCAUCUGUGUCCAUCACCUCCUCCCCCAACGCCCCCAUCGGACUCUACUCUCUGGAGGUGGACCAGGACGGACAGAAGACCAGCUUAGGACGGUUCAUCCUGCUCUUCAACACCUGGUGCCCCAGAGAUGCUGUUUACAUGCGCAGUGAGACGAAGAGACAGGAGUACGUUUUAGCUCAGCAUGGACAGGUCUACAGGGGAACGCACAAAAGGAUCAAAGGUUCUCCUUGGAACUUUGGACAGUUUGAAACAGGAAUCCUGGAUAUCUGUCUGAAGAUCCUGGAUGACAACCCUAAGUUUGUGUCGGAUGCGGAUCAGGACUGUUCUGCCCGGAGGAACCCGGUCUACGUGAGCCGGGUUCUGAGCGCCAUGAUCAACAGCAACAACGACAGAGGCGUCCUGGUGGGAAACUGGGGGGAGAUCUCAGACGGGGUUCAUCCAGGAGCGUGGAUCGGUAGUGGAGAUAUCCUGCGUCAGUGGGCAGAGAGCGGUCCGGUGCGCUACGGCCAGUGCUGGGUGUUUGCUGCCAUCGCAUGCACAGUGUCUCGGGCUCUGGGCAUCCCAUGUCGGGUGGUCACUAACUUUGGAUCGGCUCACGACACCGACGCCAACCUGGUGAUAGAGAACCUGUACGACGAGGACGGAAAAAGGAUUUCUGGGGGAGAUUCGGUGUGGAACUUCCAUGUGUGGGUGGACAGCUGGAUGACUCGUCCUGACUUGGGACAGGAGUUUGACGGGUGGCAAGCAAGCGAUCCGACCCCUCAGGAGACGAGUGAAGGUGUUUUCUGCUGUGGACCGGCUCCAGUGAAGGCCAUCAAGGAAGGAGAGCUGACCAAGAAAUAUGACGCACCUUUUAUUUUUGCUGAGGUCAACGCGGACAUCGUGGACUUGGUGCGGCUCUCGAAUGGAGAGUUUGUGAAGUUCAGCGGAUCGACGAAGUCCGUUGGACGUUUUAUCAGCACCAAAGCCGUGGGUUCAGACGACAGACACGACAUCACGCAUAAGUACAAAUAUCCAGAAGGCUCAAAGGAGGAGAGGCAGGUGUAUGAGAAGGCUCAGCACCACAACAAGCUCCAACAACGAGGGGCAGAACCAGGACUCCAUCUCAAGAUCAAGCUGGCUGACAACAUGAUCGUGGGCUCAAACUUUGAAGUGUUCGCCGUCCUCACCAACAACCACAUGAAGGCCAGAACCUGUAACUUCCUCUUCUUCGCCAGAGCCGUCGGCUACAACGGGAAACUGGGAGACGGCUGCGGGUUCGCCUCAGAUAAGGUGGAAGUUCCCUCUGGAGAAGAAAGGCGUCUGUCUCUGAAGCUGGAAUAUGACAGCUAUGGAUCAGCCAUCACGUCUGACAGACUGAUCCAGCUUUCAGCCAUCACCAUCGACAAACAGACCAUCGAUUUCUGUAAAGCUGAGAAGACCAUCGUUCUGGAUGAGCCCGAAUUAGAGAUCAAGCUGCUCGGAGAAGCCACACUGAACCAGAAGGUGACGGCUGAGCUGAGCUUGUUGAACCCGUUACCAGAACCGCUGCAGGACUGCAGCUUCACCAUAGAGGGAGUCGGCCUCACUGACGGCAAACCCAUAACGGCAAAGAUCGGAUCUGUGAACCCCAAACAGGAAGCCAAAGCCAGCAUCGAGUUCACUCCCACCACCGCCGGCUCCUGCGUUCUCCUGGGGAACUUUGACAGCAACAAACUGAGGAACAUCAAGAGCUUCAUCAACGUUACUGUGAAGAAUCUAACCUCUAACAGUCUAACAGCACCGACAGCUUUUAGUGCAGAUUAACUGGAUGACUGUGGUUUACAUUACAGGGCUGCAUUUGACCUAUAGAAAGUGAAAGUUUAUUUUUCUAAAUCCACUUAUUGUAUGAAAAAACAUCACAAUAAUAUAUUGUAAUUGUAUUAACAAACACAGCUAGUGUAUAUUGCCUCUCUACAAUGCAAUAAAUACUUCCCUCAAACUAA